GUCACAGCACCGCUUGCCAUGGAGGGACCACACAGCGGCUGCCUCCUCCUGCUCUUCUGCUUGCUCCCACCACUGGGUACCCUGGGACCACCACCAGAGGAACGCCAGGAGCCACCACUGCUGUCCAGCACCCCUGACCCUGCUGCUCACAUGCUGCGUGGCCGCCCCUCAGCCCCAGUGCGGCCAUACAGCCUCUCACUCUCCCCCGAGGACUAUCGCUACUCACCCAAGCCCCGGCACCUGCGGCCAGGGCGGCUGCGCCGGCUGCUGGGCUCAGCCUUCGACCCCUUCUGGAUGGCAGCCGAGGAGCCCUGGAACCGCAACGGCAGCAUCCCCGAGGACAACCUGGAGUCCCUGAGCCGAGACCUGGCAGAAGGGGCUGGGCGCUACCGCCGCAAGCUGUGGCGAGAGGCAGAGGGGCUGGAGAUGCCCACCCUGCUGCCCCCCGGCCCCGAGCUGUCCCCCGAAGUGACGAGGGCCCUGGCUCACCGCCUGCGGCAGUGGCUGGUGGAACAGGCUGCCUGCCGCCUCACCUCCACCUGGGUGGAUCUGGGACCCAUCUUUUGGCCCCGCUGGGUGCGCCACACCGCCUGCCAGACCGGACCCCCCAGCUGCUCCUGGCCCCCCGGCAUGACCUGCCGCGCCGCACAGGUCACCCACAUCAAGCUGCUGGCCUGGCACUGCUGGGCUCCACAGCGCCCUGGACCCCCACACUGCUCCUGGCGGCAGAUCCCCUACCCGGUUGUGGCUGCUUGCAAGUGCUCCUGCCGCUGAGGAGGCCGCGCAUGGACACCCCGGCAACUGUUCCUGCAGCCAAACAGCCUGAAGAAAUGAGUAGGUUGCCUGGACUCACCUCUGGG
Molecule: messenger RNA, 860 nt
Organism: Cuculus canorus (common cuckoo)
Lineage: Eukaryota; Metazoa; Chordata; Aves; Cuculiformes; Cuculidae
Product: noggin-like
Exons: 1
Coding region: 19-774 (251 amino acids)
Biological process (GO): osteoblast differentiation; dorsal/ventral pattern formation; negative regulation of BMP signaling pathway
Source: RefSeq, a predicted model, not a curated record